Molecule: messenger RNA, 1351 nt
Organism: Onychostoma macrolepis
Lineage: Eukaryota; Metazoa; Chordata; Actinopteri; Cypriniformes; Cyprinidae
Gene: cyba
Product: cytochrome b-245 light chain
Exons: 6
Coding region: 156-716 (186 amino acids)
Biological process (GO): superoxide anion generation
Cellular component (GO): NADPH oxidase complex
Molecular function (GO): heme binding
Source: RefSeq, a predicted model, not a curated record
CUAUGGCUCUGCCUCUGCGUAGAACCAAGUGAAAAGGAAGUGAUGAAACGAAAAGGGUUGGGUUUAUGACACGCUGGCCACUUCCUACUUUUCUUUUAUAGAAUUAAGUUGAAAAUAAAGUUCACUUAUCAGUGUCAGUACGCACUCAAGUGAUCAUGGGGAAAAUUGAGUGGGCGAUGUGGGCAAACGAGCAAGCUCUGGCUGCUGGACUCAUUUAUGCGACUGGUGGGAUUGUCGGGGUGGCUGGUCAGUUCAGAGGCUGGCAGUUUGCAGCUUUCGGCAUUGCUGCCGGUGUGUUUGUGUGUUUGCUUGAAUAUCCACGAAGCAAACGGGGCAAAGGCACCAGCGUUGAGAGAACUGGUCAGUACUGCUUCACAGUUUGUGUAAAGGCUUUUGGACCCCUGACCAGAAACUAUUACGUCAGAGCAUUCUUGCACGCUGCGCUGUGUGUUCCUGGAGGGUUCAUGUUAGCCACAGUUCUGGGAUGUGUGUGUCUAGGAAUUGCCAGUUUAAUCUAUCUUUCAGCAGCUAUUCACGGAGAGCACUGGGAGCCCAUACUGCCCCGCACAGAGCCAACAAAGCGUGUUGGGGAUAGCAUCAAAGAGCCUCCUCAAAACCCUCCACCUCGGCCUCCUCCUGAACUCCGCCGGAAGAAAGCAGAUAAACUGGAGACUGCUGCGUAUGACAAUCCCAUGUCUGUGACGGUCAAUGAAUAAGGAUUCCAUUGUGAAAACAGUAACCUAUUAUUCAAGGAGGCUUCAGUAACAAGUAACUGUAUUGAUAUGAAACAUUUAUGAUGAGUUUAUACUAACAGACUGCAUCAAGACAGAGAGAGAGAGCUAGCACUGACUUCUAUCAUGUUUAUUUUAUAUCUAUGGUGUGUAACUCUUGAUCAGUUUGAAACAUCCCAGUUAUUAUUGCUACUAAUAGAUAUUAUUGCUACUAAUAGAGGAGCAGUUUUUAUGUAAGAGAUUUUUUUUAUCAUUAAUAUAAUCAUUGAAGAAAAAACUCAUUUUACUGGGAUGCUGUUAAAAUGUUAACAGUGAUUGUGUAUAUUUACCUCAAGAGAGUGUAUAUAGUUAUGUCUUCAUUUGUACUUACAAUAAACUCAGGAUGUGCUUCAUUCAAUCAUUUGUCAUCUAUAGAAUUUAAAUAUUGGCAAGCUUCAUUUCCUUUUUUUAUGUGUUGUGCAUAUGUAUAAACUAAUGCUGUGUUAUUUCAUUUACAAAUCAAAAUUUACUAUUUAAAAUGUAGCGACAUUUUUCCUCUAAAAUACAUGUCAUCCUGAAAUGUCUGUAUUCAUAACUAAAGAAAUAAAACCAUGUACAAUGAUCAAUUUAUUAUGGCAGAA